CGCAACAGCUUCCGGUUUGAAGUAAAAACACAUCUUUGACAUUGGUCUCAUACUCGCGUUAAAUAUGGCUUCUCUGUCUUUAAAUACCUUAAAACAAAUCAUGAGAGCAAUGGUAGACAAUCCAGGAUUUGACAGAGUCCUGAGCAAGGUGGAUGUUUUGUCUGCAAGCCCAGGUAAGGUGGUGUGUGGUUUGCGGGUAGAGGAAGAGCACACCAACCGAGGAGGGACGCUGCACGGCGGACUGACAGCUACCCUGGUGGAUGUUAUCUCCACCAUGGCCAUCAUGUACAGUGAGAGGGGAUCACCAGGAGUCAGUGUGGAUAUGAACAUAACAUACAUGAAUGCUGCCAAGAUAGGAGAGGAGGUACUCAUCACUGCUCAGGUUCUAAAGCAAGGACGGACCCUGGCAUUCGCCACAGUAGACCUCACCAGCAAAGCCUCCGGGAAGGUCAUAGCACAAGGCCGACACACUAAACACCUCGGCGGCAGCUGAACUCGCUCCUAUGUGCCUGUCUGUAAAUCACGUAUCAUGGAACUGUAUGGUUAAAACAAGUUAACAAGAUGUUAACUAACCUCUGACUGUGAAAACAAUGUUGUUGACAAAUCCUUCUCAGCUGUUAACUUAAUUCAUGUUGUAACACAUAUUUCGUCAACAGUACUGUAUGGUCAGAUUCACUCCUAAUGGAAACACUGUAUCAAUGUUUCAUGCACAUGCAAUAAAAGAAAUAGACAAGAGUUAUGCUUUCAGAAUUUGCAUUGUAUUGGGAUAUGCUCAGCAGUAUUGAUUUGAGAAUCAACAGAAAAAACCCAGAAGUUACACGCCUUAUACCCUUUCAACUGAACACACUGAAUCAACAAGGAGCAAAAUUAUAUGUACUAUGAACCUCAUAUUCUUUAACAAGCAAGCCUGCAAAAUCAAAUUUUAAUUUAAUGAGCAUUGUAGCAAAUUAUAUUCAUUUUAGUAGGUCAAA
Trematomus bernacchii (emerald rockcod) is the source of this 971-nucleotide messenger RNA. It is a transcript of the gene acot13, whose product is annotated as acyl-CoA thioesterase 13. The record is from RefSeq and is a predicted model, not a curated record. Lineage: Eukaryota; Metazoa; Chordata; Actinopteri; Perciformes; Nototheniidae. The transcript has 3 exons. Bases 65 to 493 code for a protein of 142 amino acids. Gene Ontology annotation, molecular function: fatty acyl-CoA hydrolase activity.